This is a messenger RNA of Encephalitozoon intestinalis ATCC 50506, 504 nucleotides long. RefSeq lists its product as uncharacterized. The transcript has a single exon. Lineage: Eukaryota; Fungi; Microsporidia; Unikaryonidae. The coding region runs from base 1 to 504 and encodes 167 amino acids. The record is from RefSeq and is a predicted model, not a curated record.
AUGCUGGUUGUGAACGGGACUGGUCUAAGAAGAAACUCAAUUAUAGAGUUAUGUGUGUUUCCGGACAUGAAUGUUCAUAGAAUGAUGGUUGAGCUGAGCAAACAGACAGACAAUCCUGUAUUCUUCGACACCGUUGGAAACCUAAGAGUAGUAGCAGAUGCCUCGUUUAUCCUGAGCUAUAGAAAACUUGUGAAGGCACUUCUGUCCCUGAAAUCUAGAAGAGGAUUUGUGCUGUUCAUUGAUUCCAUUUCAUUUCUUGCAGAUAAAUCUGUGGCAAAUCUCCAGAGGUUUUACAACAUUCUGUGGAUGCUGAUAUACGAGAACGAUGCCACUAUUGUUGUAUCGAACCACUACAGGAUCGUUAGAAAUCGAGGAGCUCUUGACUUUGCACUUGAGUUGGGACAGAGGUGGAAAAUGAUGGUAAGCUACAGGAUUAUGUAUAAAUAUGUUGGGGACAAGGUUGUUGCAAAGAUCUAUAGCGACGAGUUAUUUGAGAAAGUUUGA